Molecule: messenger RNA, 2963 nt
Organism: Tachysurus vachellii
Lineage: Eukaryota; Metazoa; Chordata; Actinopteri; Siluriformes; Bagridae
Gene: nfil3-6
Product: nuclear factor, interleukin 3 regulated, member 6
Exons: 2
Coding region: 332-1546 (404 amino acids)
Biological process (GO): circadian rhythm; regulation of DNA-templated transcription
Cellular component (GO): nucleus
Molecular function (GO): DNA-binding transcription factor activity; DNA binding
Source: RefSeq, a predicted model, not a curated record
AGCCGCUAGUUCAGGCAAGGAUAGAGAGCGUCCUCGGCUGAACCCCACAUGCAAAGCUACAAAUAGGAGCUGCGGCGUUCAAACGGAGCACAAACGAACCGGGAUAGGUUUCGGCACGUAGAUGACAUUCUCUAGCACUUUACACCAGAUGACACAUUUAACAUCUUAAAGUCUGUAAUCCACUGAAAAUAGCUGCUUUCACUUGGACGCGAUUUUCCUUUGGUCAGCACUCAUGAGAUCAUUUUAAAGGUGGAGCUGUUAAACAAACGAAGCUGAAGCUGACCUAAAUUAAAAAAGGAAACUUGUGUGACUUGACACUUUUGUUCUCAGAAUGUUUGAAGAGGGAUCUCAAGAAAUGAGAGAGCAGAGUGCGGGGGUGCUGCCGGCUGUGGAGGCUGUGAGCACGGGAAUGCUAGGGUUAGAUGUGGCGACCAACAGCAACACAAUGUCUUUCACAGAAGAGGCUGUCUCCAUCCUGUCGUCAAGCAGUCUGCUGGCUCGCUCGCUGUUAGGCCGAACAUCAGCAUUGAAACGCAAAGAGGUGAGCCCGAGUGGAGGCACACUAAGGCGCAAGCGUGAGUUCAUCCCCCAGGAGAAGAAGGAUGAAGGGUACUGGGACAAGCGCAAGAAAAACAAUGAAGCAGCCAAGCGCUCGCGGGAGAAGCGUCGGGUCAAUGACAUGGUGCUAGAGAACCGUGUACUUGGGCUGCUUGAGGAGAACGCAAGGCUCAGGGCAGAACUACUAGCACUCAAAUAUCGCUUUGGUUUGGUCAAAGAACCCUCAAAUGCAGCCAUUCUUCCACUAACCACCACAGCCCCAUGUGUUUCACAACCUGCCAACUCACAUUAUUACCUAGUCCGUGAAGAUGGGCUUCACCCCAGUACUUCUAUGGUGCCCCAUCCAAAUUCCACUCAGGCUGUAUUCCACAUUGGACGUGGUAUCAGGGAGAAUGGCAACAUGUCAGAGGACUCAGGCUUCUCAACUCCUGGAGGUUCCAGUGUUGGAAGUCCUGUGUUUUUUGAGGACCGGCUGAGUGAUCAUGGCAAACUGUCUCCAAACAGAUCUGAUGAGUUGGGCUGCGAAUAUCACCACUCUCCUGUCCCUGAUAUUGUUGUGGCACAGGUCCCAAUAGGGCACACAUCCAUAGCGCAUGGAAGUGUGGACUCAGUCGAAGGUAUGAAGAGUCUCCCACAUAAAUUACGCUUCAAGUGUCCAGGCAGCAGUGAAAGCGAGAACCAAAGUGAAAGACGCAGUCCUCUGGAGCAUACAGGAGGACGGGAAAACCCCAGAAAUCAUUUCGCGUUUGGCAUGAAUGAAGGGGCUCGACUCUGGUCACAGCAUGAAGGAGAUGAAUCUCGAAAAAUGCUCCCUCAUCAUCACGGGGGCCCGAUUGGUGGUAGCAGCAGUGGUCAGCCACAUGGGAACCACAGUGAGGCAUAUUACAACGCUGAGAACAGCAUGCUCAAAUCUCAACUUAGUUCCCUUGGCGAAGAAGUGGCACAGCUCAAGAAGCUCUUCUCUGAGCAACUCUCCAAAAUGAACUAAAGAUCUUAAAUUCUACAACUAAUUGAAUACAGGGAGCUUGGUCUUUCUAAGCCAGACCCAGCCAUAAACAAUAAAUCAUAAGGUUUUUAUUCAGACCAGUGUUGAAACUAAAUUUUAGGUCACUGUCAUGACUAGUAGUAGCCAGUAGACUCCUAUACUGUCCUUCAGUUCCUUUAACUAGCUUUGUAACAGGAAGAGCAAAUAAAAGAAGGUUGUGUGCUAUGGAUAUACAGUAUGUAUGUCACUAUACUGUAUGUGCUGCAACUCCUUAAACCAAGGAGAAAUAAUUACCAGCAGGUUCUUAAGGCUUAAGGCACUUCAGUCACUCUACACAAACAUACAUUACUGCUAGACUCCAGUGGGUCACCAAACCAAAGUGUAUCAUUGUUUUAACACAACAUUCCCAUAUAAAUUGUCAGCUCUGCUGUUAUAUGUCACAUUUAUGGAUUUGAAAAUGAAUAGGAAAUGAGUUUGGUGCUGACUGUGAUUACAGGUAAAAUAUUCCAUUAUAGUUUCUUAUAGUUUAACUUCAUUAUAUGUAUGUCAUGCAGAUUUGAAAAGGGAAGACAUAAAUGUUUUUGCUCAGUAUGCAAAUACUAAUGACCACUCCAAGCUUUUACUGAAUGGAGAAUAUAAUUAGGAAACAAAACACAAUAAGUCUGGAGUAUUUUAUUGACAUUUUUAAUAAUAAUAAUAAUAAUAAUAAUAAUAAUAAUAAUAAUAAUAAUCAUCAUCAUAAUAAUAAUCAUCAUAAUCAUAAUCAGGCGGUCACGGUGGCUUAGUGGUUAGCACGUUCGCCUCACACCUCCAGGAUCGGGGUUCGAUUCCCGCCUCCACCUUGUGUGUGUGGAGUUUGCAUGUUCUCCCCGUGCCUCGGGGGUUUCCUCCGGGUACUCCGGUUUCCUCCCCCGGUCCAAAGACAUGCAUGGUAGGUUGAUUGGCGUCUCUGGAAAAUUGUCCCUAGUGUGUGAUUGCGUGAGUGAAUGAGAGUGUGUGUGUGUGCCCUGCGAUGGGUUGGCACUCCGUCCAGGGUGUAUCCUGCCUUGAUGCCCAAUGACGCCUGAGAUAGGCACAGGCUCCCAGUGACCCGAGGUAGUUCGGAUAAGCGGUAGAAGAUGAAUGAAUGAAUGAAUAAUCAUAAUCAUAAAAUUAUUUUGUAUAAUACCUUAAACUCAUAAAAUAUUAUGUAUCAUGAUAAAAUGCUGAACGCAUAAUAUCAUAGUAUUGUAGCCCAACACAUCACAUAAAUGCCUUUCCCCUUUAUACUGCUUGUUACUGCCAUUUGAGGUCAGGAUUGUGUGUAACUAGUAACUAAAACACUGUAAAAUGUGUAUCAUGGUGGUAAAAACCUGUGUUGCCUUGUGUAUUUAUGUGUGUGUUUUCAGUGUUUUUAUAUGUGAAUAAAUAUUUGCCAACA